ACAUCUCCCAUAAUCAUUUGAUUUGAAUCAAGAUUUUUCUCUUUCAUUAUAUUUUAUUUGCGAUUGAAUUUGGCCAAUGGUUUCGAUUUUAACAACAAGAUCAAAGAUUUUAUCCUUAUCAACAACAGCUACAACAACAAUAACAGCAUCGACAUCAUUAUUAUCAUUGUCCUCAAAUUUAUCAUCAUCAUCAUCAUCAUUUUCGUUGUUUAAUCCAUAUGAUUAUUUGAAUAAUAAUAUAGUAUUUAUAUUCAACCAAUAACAUACAUCGUCAUCAUCGUCAACAACGAGCAAGAACAAAAACAACAACAACAACAACAACGACAACAACAACAGCAAAAAUAUCGAAUCAAAAAUGAACAUUCUUGACAAACAAUCACCAACAGCAUCAUCGAUAACAACAUCGACAAUAACAACAACAACGACGACAACAUUGGCUUCAUCGGGAGCGGUAGCGGCAGCUUCUUCUUCUACAGCUACAUUAACAUCGGUUACAAAUAAUAAUAAUAAUAAUAAUAGUGGUCAACAAUUAUCAAAUAAUAAUAAUAGCAAUAAUAAUAAUAAUUCUGGCAAUAGCCAGAAUUGUGCCCCUGGAAAUGGCGGCAAUAAUCACAAUAAUAAUGUUAAUAAUAAUAAUAAUAACAAUGGUGGUGGAAAUGGAACAACACCAUUACAACCACCACCACUUCCACCAUUGUCACAAUGCUCAUCGGCUACCGGUGGAUGUAGUAGUGUUGGUCAGCCAUCAACUCCAUUAACACCAUCAUCAUCAUCAUCAUCACAAGAUUGUAUUUUAUCGAACAAUCAAUUAAUAUCAUCAAUGUCUAAGACUAGUGUCGGUAGUGGUGGUGGUGGUGGUGGUGGUCAACAAGGACCAUCAUCGGUAUCAUCUUCGUGUAGUGCACCACAUACACCAUUGGAUAGUUUACAAGCAUCUAUUAAUAGUCAAUCUGAUCCAUCAUCAAUAACGACAAAUAGUGGUAUACAACGACCAACAAAUGUAUCGACGCCAUCAUCUGUAUCAUUCACCAAUAAUAAUAAUACGAAUAGUGCACCAAGUACUCCUGCAUCAAUGAUUCAAGGUGGUGGUUGUCCACCAUCGGUUGGUUCACAGAAUAAUGAUAAUUUAUCAAUGACACCGAUGAUUGGUUCACCAUCGCUCAAUCAAUUAACACCAACGGGUGAAUAUACGCCAGUUUCAUCACAAUCACCAUUUGCAAAUAGCCAGCAACAACAACAACAACCAAACCAAACAAACAGUGCCAAUACAUCCACAACAUCAACACAACCAAAUUUAUUAUCAUCAUCACCAUUGAGUGUUCAUCAACAUCAACAACUAUCAUCUAAUUUAGAUAAUCAGAUCUGCAACAACACCAAUAAUAAUAAUAAUGGUAAAAACAAAACGAUAAAUAAUAAUGGUGCUGGCACCAAUGGUGGUAAUAGUAAUCCAAAUAAAAAACAUUGCAAUAAUCGAAAUAAUAAUAAUAAUGCAAACAACAACAAUCCGAAUGGACCGAAUAAUUUAAUGUCCAACAAUAAUAAUGGCAUUGGAAUUAUGGGAAUGGGUAAUAAUUUUCCAAUGAACCAACAACAACAACAACCACCACCGCCAAUGCAACCACCGCAUUCAUCACAAAUGUCAAUGAAUCCGAAUAGUUGUAUGGGAGGAAUGGCUCUAGGCCCUAACAAUAACAAUAACAACAUGUCCGGUAUGAUGAUGGGUUGCGGCAGUGUUGAUAAUAAAAAUCAAAUGAAUCAUUUUUCAUCAAUGACACCACCGCACAAUUCACUAUCAAACAACAAUCAAAUGCCUUGUGGUGGUAUGCCUAAUGGUAUGUCAUCAUCAUCCACUGGACCACCACCACCACCACCUGGUAUGGUAAAUGGUAGUAUUUCACCAUUUGAUGUUGAUUGUGGGCCAAAAACAAUGUCACAAUUUCCCAAAGAAUUUAGUCCCGAGUUAUGGGAUGGUUGUGGACCUCCACCACCUCGAAUGCCAUCUAAUUGUCAUCCAUCUAUGGGCGGUGGACCUCCGCCUAUGAAUAUGCCGCCGUCAAAUAUGAUGAAUGUCGGACCAAAUAAAAACAUGUGCAACAUGAAUCCUAAUAUGCUUCCAAACACAGGGCCUCCACCUCAUGCAUCGAACAUGAAGACACCACCGAUGGAUGGUGGAAUCGGUAAUAUCGGCGGUGGUGGUGGUGGCGGUGGUGGUGGCCAAUUCAUCCAACAACAAAAUCAGGUGUUUGUAUUCAAUACAAUGAUGGCCAACAAUGCUGCCGAUGCUGUCGAACAGAGACGUUUUCCUUCCAUCAUACACUUUCAUAUGAAUCAACCGAUAACUAAAAAAUUUAUGGAGAAAAAUUCCAUCAAGCUACAAAGUUUAAAUCGUCAGCCAAAUAAUUCAUGGAUGGCAGGCAACAUACGACAGCCAAGAAUACGUGGGCCCAAUGCAUCAACUAAUGGAAUGCCUCCGAUGCGAGGUAAUUUCGCUAGCACAACGAAUCCCCCUUGUUUCUCACCAUACAAUCAUAAUCCACCGCCUGGACCAGGUCCAGGAGGAGGCGGCGGUGGUGGCGGUGCUGGAUCUCCCGGACCUGGCCAAUGGAAUCCGAAUUGGCCACCAUCAGGACCACCACCCCCUAACAAUCACCAUCAUAUGUCCGGUAGUGGUAAUGUUCCUCCACCUUUUUCAAAUGAUAUGAAAAUGGGAUGUGGUGUCAAUCCAAUGAAUGCACCACCACCAAUGCGACAAUGUGGACCACCACCACCACCUCAACAGUACAAUAGUAACAACAGUGGCAGCAAUUUCAAUCCUCAAGGCUAUCCUAUGGGCUGUAAUGAAGAUGAUAAUCUUACACCGCAGCAAAAACAACAUCGUGAAAAUAAAUUGGCCAUAUUGGCAAAUAUACAGCAGAAAUUCUUACAACAGGAAGCAAAUCAAAAUCCUAAUAAUCGUCUAGGACCACCACCACCACCACAAAACGCUCAAUCACUCGGAUCGAAUCCGGAUCAUUUUGUACCUGGAAUGAUGGAUCCAAUGAUGACCUCAGGCAAUUCUAAUCAACAAUCGAUGAUGUAUCCACUUCAUCAUUCUCAUCCACCACCUCAUCAUCAUCAACAUCAUUCGGAUCCUCAAAUGUCAUUCAAACAAGAAAAUAUUGAUCCUCACAAUCAUACUAUGAAUCCACGUGGUCAUGCACCACCACCGGGAAUGAAUACGUCCGAUAUGAAUUUCAAUCCAAAUUUCUGUCCAAAUCCAAUGAUGAACAACAAUAGUAAUAAUGAUCCAUGGCUCAAAUCUGGUUCUGGUUCUAAUUUUCCUCCAAUGAUCGAUGAAACAAAACCAUUUACAUCGACAACGACGACAACCACAACGUCGAAUAGUCGACGGAAAGGAUCUCAGCAACAACAGAAUGCUAAUCAUUUAUCGCCCAUAUCACAACAAGGUCCGAUCAAUAGUCCAAAUCAAUCUUGUAUCAAUCAAAGCCCAAGCAAUCGUGUACCACCACCUCCUUACAAUCCAAGUUUACAUAGAUCAAUGUCCAGUCCACAUCCAGGAUCUCCAGCCGCAAUGUCACUACCAUCACCACGAAUGGCAUCCGAUUCUGGUAGACAAACAAAUUAUACGCCCGGAUCAGUUCGUUCAGGCCCAUCUACUCCUGUUGUUGUUGAUGGACCAUUGAUUAAUUCUCCUAAAUCAAAUUCUCGGGCCAAUUCUUCGCCUGGUAAUAGUAAAAAAGCUAAACAACAGCAACAACAACAACAACAGCAGCAGCAACAACAACAACAAACAAUAGAUAAUGAUCUUAAUAUGUUUGGUGCAAAAUCUGAACAUCCACUAAUGCCAGUUCCUUCUCCUCAACAAAUCGAUUAUAUCAAUACAUUCGAAGGUCAAGAAUUAACUAUACAAAAGCAACCUAAUGCUCAUUUCCAAGAAACGAACGAUAUGAUGGUCAGCGGUGGCGGUGGUGGCAAUGAUCUAUUGAAUAAUGAUCUAUUCGUCAAUGAUUUUAUGUGUGGACCAAAUCAGCAAUCCAAUAAUCCGCCUCCACCGAUGUCGAUGAAUAAUCCACGAUUUCCUUCUGGACCAUGUAAUUUUGAUUCCAGAUAUCAAGAUAAUAUGAGAUUCAAUGGUGGACCUAUGAUGGAUAAUUAUAAUAGGCCAUCACCACAUGGAAUGUGUGGUAGCCAAACUGGUGGCCCUCCUCAGUUCAACCCAAAUGAUCCAAACUCUAUUCGCUUUCCUAAUUGUGAUAUGAAAUCAUCAAGAAUGUCAGGCAGCAACGGCCCUGAUAUGGGCACAUUUCCUCCCCCAUCAAAUUCAAUGUGCGAUAUAGAUUUCGCCAAUUCCAUACCACCGAUCAAUGAUGGCAUGAGUGGUUCUUUUUCGAACGGAGGUGGUCCACCAGGGCCUGGUGGACCCAAUUUCAAUGAUUCUCCAUCCGUUGAUAAUAAUUCCAUUAAUUCGUUACAAAGUCUACAGAAAAUGGCACCACCAUUUGAAGUAACCGGACCGAAUUCAAAAUCUGGUCCAAUGGGCGUUGGUGCACCUACAGGCAUGAUGGCUCAACCAAAUCAGAUGAUGGGCCAGAAUCAAAAAGGUGGCCGAAUUCCAGGCAAUUAUGAUCAACCGUUCGGACCAGGUCCAGGAAUGAGUCAAAUUCCACCAUGUAGUGAUUUGAAUGAUUCUAAUAAUUAUGGUGGUCCACCACAUAUGGUUCAAUCAGCGAAUAUGCCUCCAAUGAAUUAUCCGCAAAAUAGUUUCUCUCAAUCACCAAAUCCAUCGAUGCCUUCGAAUAUGAUGCCUGGUAGUGAUCCUCAAUAUGGCGGUAGUAUGCAUUCAAGUAACGGACCAUUUUCACCAUUGCCAAUGAAUACACCAACGCAUUCAAUGGUCGAUCAAAAUUCAUCAAAUGGUCCUAGUCCUAUACCGCCAAUGAUGCAACCAGGUCCUGGAUCUCAAGGAAAUUUUGGACCACGAAUGCCACCAUCAUCCAACGUUAGUCGGCCAAUGAAUCCAUCGAAUAAUCAUGGUCAACGUUAUAAUUCACCUAAUAUUCAAGUAAAACCAGACGCACCGAACACGAUACAAUAUUUACCAUCAAGACCACAAGGACCGACGACAACACCACCUAAUCGUCCUCCGAAUCUAGAUUUUUUACAACAAUCACUAAAUAUGGGUAGUAAUAAAUCAUCUGGUCCACCUCCACCACCAAAUAGUUAUUAUCCACCUAAUAGUACUGGUUCGAUGGCACCAAAUCGUCCGAACAUGAAUUUCGGCGGACCUCGUGGUCCGUCAUUGAUGAGACCACAAAACAUGAACACGGCAGCUGGACCGCCUGUUUCAGGACCACCACCACAACCAGGUAACAUGUGUGCCGGUAAUGAUAUGAUGUUCAAUCGACCACCAGGUUCGGCUAAUCAUCAGAUGACAAAUGGUCCAAAUCGGAUGCCACCUCCACCUCCAAAUGCUAACUUUGGACCAAAUGGGCCUACACCUGGACCACCACCACCGGUAAAUGGUCCAAUUGCACCGCCAGGACAAAAACCUGGUGGUAAUAAUGGACCAGUACUACAUCCGGAUUCAUUUGAUAAAUUUGAUAAUGAUUCAGCGUAUGCACAACAAUAUCAUAAUUUUCAACAACAGCUAUAUGCAACGAAUACACGUAAUUCGGCAAAUAAUCCACGAAUGUCUUCAAAUUUUUAAAAUUGAAAAAUAACCAUCUCAAAUUUGUGUGUACAUAAGAUAAACAUAUGAACCAUUUUAUAUUGAUCUAAAAUGUUGAUUUAAAAAUCAACGACGAUAAUGAAAUUUAAAUUUUUUUUUUGCAUGAAGACAAUUCAAUGUGUAAAUAUAGAGAUUUUAUUAUCAAAAAGUACACACACACACACACACAGACGAAUAUUUGUAAAAAAAAGAAAAGAUUAUUGUCAACGAGUCAUCAUUUGGACAUCGAAACAUAUAAAACAAAACAAAACAAUACAAAAGAAGAAAAAUCUGAAUUCACAGCCUAUGAUGAUCUCUCCUAUUCCAGAAUUUAUAAUACAAUUAAUGAUACACAUUGGUGUUUUGAUACAUGACCUCGUUGAUGAAUUUUUAUGGCUGUCCUAAAUAAUUUUUUUUUCAUUUUUCAACACAACAAAAAAAACAUGUAUUUCGUGCUCAUCAUGCUCAUUACAAAUUUUAAAUUAUUAAUUAUUAAUAUUAUAUAUUGAUUGAUAUUGUUA
Messenger RNA from Dermatophagoides farinae (American house dust mite), 6228 nucleotides. Lineage: Eukaryota; Metazoa; Arthropoda; Arachnida; Sarcoptiformes; Pyroglyphidae. The record is from RefSeq and is a predicted model, not a curated record.